Penicillium robsamsonii is the source of this 708-nucleotide messenger RNA. RefSeq lists its product as uncharacterized. The record is from RefSeq and is a predicted model, not a curated record. Lineage: Eukaryota; Fungi; Ascomycota; Eurotiomycetes; Eurotiales; Aspergillaceae. The transcript is spliced from 3 exons. Bases 1 to 708 code for a protein of 235 amino acids.
AUGGAUAAUGUAGACCCAGCCGGUCGCGGCUUCCUAGGCGACCUUGCACCUUCCGUUCUCCCAGUCUACCAAUAUCGGGACCGGGAGCAGUUACUCAACACCAUCAAGCAAACAGUCGCGACAGCAAGCAAGGCCACUACCAAGGGUCCAUUUGCUUCCUGGUCCUCGUAUGACGCCCAGUUAGACCGUGUGCUAUUAAGAAUGAUAAAGUCUAAAGCCCAUGAAGUCGCUUCGGAAAUCUUCCAAGUCCUACUCUACGAUGCAAUCAAGCCUAUUAGGAUGGAUCGCUCCCUUAACCCAACCGGAAGUGCUAUCCACCAUACUAUAAUAGGGGCUAAAGAAGCCGAUAAGGCGUGGCAGCCAUUCCGACUCCCACGUGGCCGAUCAAAGGACUGGCCUAGUGUCGUACUGGAAGUUACCUUCUCAGAGAGUAGGGAUAAGCUACAGUCAGAUAUAAGAUACUGGCUCCGAGCUUCAGGGGGUGAUAAUUGGGGAACCCAGGGCAACAACUCUAUCAACCACCUUCAUCAAACCGUUCAGAUCUCAAGGAAGGGCAGUAAAAUCACAACCACGGGGUCUCCUCUGGUUAUCGAGUUCGAAAAGCUCUUCCUGAGACCCCCCAUCGAACCGAGAGAACGAAAUAUUCAUAUCGACGACGGGGAACUGCAAUUCUUAGCAGAGAAAGUUUGGGACUGGCAGGGGAUGUGA